CGGUGACUGCGAGCACAGGCGUUGUUCAGAGACUGAUGUCUGUUGUUGGUGUUCACAGUGUGGUCAGCAGUUUGUGGAACUACGUGGACACAACAAUAAAGUGGUGCUGGAUCCCCGGUUGGCUCCCACCAUGGUGCCCCACUUCUCAGAGCCAGCUACAGGCUGCAGAGCUCAUGAUGCUCCGAUGUGUAGACAGUUCUUUCUCCAAAAAGUAUGUCCCCAUAUCCAGUGACAAUCAGCUGUGGACCUUGACCUUUAGCAAUGUCGGUGUGAAAGACAAAACCCCUUUGGUUCUGCUCCAUGGGUUUGGCGCUGGUGUGGGCCUUUGGGCCCGGAACCUGGAUGCUCUCUCUCAGCAUCGGCCAGUCUUUGCUCUGGACCUGCUGGGUUUUGGUCAGAGCAGCAGACCUCAUUUCUCUUCAGACACACAAAAGAUAGAGGACCAGUUUGUGGAGUCUAUUGAGCAAUGGAGAGCUAAAAUGGGUCUGGAGUCCAUGAUACUGCUGGGACACAACCUGGGAGGAUACCUGGCUGUGUCAUACUCCAUUAAGUAUCCAGGCAGAAUAAAGCAGAUCGUUCUGGUGGAGCCCUGGGGUUUUCCUGAGCGCCCAGACACAGAAGAGUCUGACCGUCCCAUCCCGAUGUGGAUCAAAGCCCUUGGGGCCAUGUUCAGCCCGUUCAACCCCCUAGCUGGCCUGCGACUGGUCGGACCACUGGGUCCAACCCUUGUCCAAACCCUGAGACCUGACUUCAAGAGGAAGUUCUCCUCCAUGUUCAGUGACAACACUGUGUCAGAGUACAUCUACCACCUGAAUGUACAGACCCCCAGUGGAGAAACAGCUUUUAAGAAUAUGACCAUUCCCUAUGGCUGGGCUAAGAGACCAAUGCUGCAGAGGAUGGACCAGCUGCAGCCGCAAAUCCCCAUCACCAUUAUCUACGGCUCCCGGUCCAGCGUCGACAGCAACUCAGGCAGCACCAUCAAGAAGAUGAGACCACACUCUCAUGUGGAAAUCAUUACGAUCCGUGGAGCCGGACACUACGUGUAUGCCGACCAGCCGGAGGACUUCAACCACAGAGUGUCGCAAGCGUGUGAAAAAGUGGCCUGAAGCAGAGGCGAGCCGUGCCAUUGAACUCUGGAGAAAAAGGGGAGCACCAGUAACACCAGGCACAUCACCUAGGCAGCUGGUGUAGAAGCACAGGAUUCCAAUUCCUCACGGCAGGAAUAAGGAGUGUUUGUACAUAAGAAUAUUCUAAAAGGAGGAGCACACUGAUGCUCUAUCUACUGAACAGGGGUUUCGGUCAUGUUCUUAGAAAUUUGGUAAAUAUGAUAUGAGGGAUCAAGUCCACUCUUAAAUGCUACUUAACAGUGAUCCUACUCGAAGAUAUGUGCUGACGUCACAUGCUACAUUCUAAAGCACAAACCACAGCUGUAACGUCUUGGUUAAUCGGUUUCGGUAUUUUCUCAGAACUGCCUCCCAAUGCAGUGAAGAAACAACCUUCAUUCAGGGUUGAGCACAUUUUCGUCCAUAUUUGGCCUUUAAUAUUUCCUUCUGUUUUCCUAACAUGUGCAAUAAUUUGUAUAUAACUGAUAAAUAUAAAUUGAACAAUUUAUGAGUUUCAUUUCAUCAUGAUAAAUAUAUAUAUAUAAAUGAUAUGGAAAAUAUCAUAACUAGUACACCCUAAAGUACAUCAGACUGAAACAGAAUCAAUGUCAGUGCAUUCGAAGAGCUCAGUUACACUUCCUGUACAGAGCUUGAUCUGUGCAUUGUGGUUCUUCCAUAUAUUCUGAUACAGACAGGAAAUACACUCAUCAGUAUAUAGUUCUACUGCAUCAGCACCAGGAAGUGGCUAUAAAUGAAUCUGCUGCCUGUAAUGUUCUUUUCUGUAGCACCUCUUCUCUGGGAUUUUUUCAUGCUCUGUUGUUUUACUCAAAUUUUAUUUCAACUGCAUUCAUUGUGAAUUAAUCAAAUUAGCAUUAGUCUAGCCCAGAAAUGGGCUGAAAACUACGAAACAUAUAUAACUUUUGCUUUCCUGUAGCCUGCAGAGAGUAUACAGUUUGCCUGUGUGACGGUGUGUUAGCAGAGAAGUGCCAAAGAUUUUCCACUGUACAGAAGUGAUUCAUACAGCAUUAAGGAAGUUAGGGCCAAAUGAUAAUACAACUUCAAUUUUAUUUAUACAGUGCCAAAUCAUAACAAACAUUAUCUCAAGACUCUUUACAAAUUAAGUUCCUGACGUUAAAAAUGAUAUACACCCAACAAUUCCCACAAUUUGUGGCUUUUUUCCCCGAGCCCUCGAUACACAAUCCUCAUCUCAGAGACACAAUCAUUUGAAAGCAUUUUAGAGAAACUGUAAAUUGAAAUUUCUUAUUUGCAAACUGGAAGCACAACUGACAUAGUCACUAUUACGCCUGUUUAUUUCUUUUUCACGGUUGAUGUGCAAACAUAGGUGUCUGAAUUCUGUAUUUAUAACAAGGGUCUGUCCAUUUUUAUUGACAGUGUAACGUGGCAGUAUAUGCACACACACUUCACAUAUCACACUUAACUGUUUUCUGGAGCUUUGACUUUCAAGAUGGUGUUUGUUUGGUGUUUGUUAAAAUAGGUUGUUUUGGUAAACGGCCUCGUGUCUUAGCUCUCACCUGAUGAGCAAGUAACAUUUAACUGUUAAAGGUUUUAGGCUUCUGGUAAAUGCUUCUUGUUAAAGUCCUGUAAAAACAGAAACAUAUGUCUGAAGUAAAUGACACUAUUGGUGAGCAAUGUUAGAUUCCAAGGCUUAAUAAUUGUAAUUUGUGCAACUACAAAUGUUGAUGUGGUUUUAAAUUCUAGUUUUGCUUUUUUAACAUCAUCUGUGGUUGCGUAGCCGAAGUCCAAAACAUACAGAUUGCAUUCUGGGGGUAUACAGUUUACCAAGCAUGAAAAGAUUCAACAAAGUAUCAGGUUGCAUUGUGGGAAUUGUAGGAUCUAGCGAUUGAGAUAGACCCAUACUAGGGCUUAUAGUCAGGAUAUGUCUGACUACAUAAUCACUGAUGUGCCCCUUACAAAUAACAACUGCAGUGUGUCAAUGUAAAUUGAAAUAAUUGUCAUUUCAAAGAAAACAAUGGAAUGUCUACUAAGCCUCUACGUAUAAUUAAUGGACUUACAUGCCUCUCUACCUCUUCUGCUGGUACUUUGGAAAGAAUAUUUUUUUUAGGCCUGUUUUUAGGUGAUUUUAUAAAUUAAAUGUUCUUAUGUUUUUAUUCCAUAAUAUGAAAUACACAAACUCAGCAUUCAAAGAAACUGAAGGAAGUAAGUCAAGAAUGCUCUUACUGUGAAUUGAUAUUGGAAGUAAUUUGUCACAAGGAAAUAGGACUUUGUAUUUUUGACUUUGAGUGUCUUGAGCUAGUCGCUUAUUUGUUAUUGUUAACUGGAAAGAAAUUUGUAUUGCAUCUUUUAUCUUGCCUCCAAAAAUGUUCCCUUUUGUGACAGUUCACAAAUUUCUACUUAUUUUAAAUGUAAAUAUAAAUAAAUGUUUGCCAUAGUAGA
Limanda limanda (common dab) is the source of this 3518-nucleotide messenger RNA. It is a transcript of the gene abhd5a, whose product is annotated as abhydrolase domain containing 5a. NCBI's taxonomy places the organism in Eukaryota, Metazoa, Chordata, Actinopteri, Pleuronectiformes, Pleuronectidae. The coding region runs from base 36 to 1106 and encodes 356 amino acids. The transcript is spliced from 8 exons. The record is from RefSeq and is a predicted model, not a curated record. Gene Ontology annotation, cellular component: lipid droplet. Gene Ontology annotation, biological process: negative regulation of triglyceride storage; positive regulation of triglyceride catabolic process.